Messenger RNA from Daucus carota subsp. sativus, 2062 nucleotides. RefSeq lists its product as uncharacterized. Gene Ontology annotation, biological process: mRNA processing. Gene Ontology annotation, molecular function: U1 snRNP binding; RNA binding. The record is from RefSeq and is a predicted model, not a curated record. Gene Ontology annotation, cellular component: nucleus. The transcript is spliced from 13 exons. Lineage: Eukaryota; Viridiplantae; Streptophyta; Magnoliopsida; Apiales; Apiaceae. The coding region runs from base 116 to 1786 and encodes 556 amino acids.
UAUAAAACUCGAGAGGGCUAAAGUGCGAAACACAGCCACACGGGACUCUCAUAAUUGAAUUCGCUUCUUCCUUGCUGCUCAAAGCCUAGGGUUUAUCACAUCCCCCAAUUUCUCCAUGGAUUUCGAUGAGUACGAGUAUCUCGAGAAGACUGUUGUUGAUCCCGACGCGUCCGCCGCCAAGGACGAUGUCGUUUCGGAAAAGGCCGACAAAUCUCACCGGAGGAGAGACAACGACGACGAGGAACGAAGGAGCAGGAAGUCUCGUGGCGAGGAGGAUAAGGAGAGAGAUAGAGAGAGGUCGUCAAGGCACCGGAGCGACAGAGAGAAGGAGAGAGACAGGGAGAGAGAUAGAGAGAGGGAUAGGGAGGGAGAUCGGCAUAGGAGUAGUCGAGACAGGGAGAGAGUAAGGGAGAGAGAGGAGAGAGAGAAGUCGAAGGAGAGGGAGAGGAGGUCGAAGGAGAGAGAUAGGUCCAGGGAAAGAGAGAGGAGGUCGAAGGAUAGGGAGAGGUCAAGGGAAAGAGAGCGGUCAAGGUCGAGGAGGAGUAGGAGUCGUUCGAGAAUUGAUCGGGAGCUGGAACGGGAGAAGGAGUUGAUUCGAGAACGAGAGAGGGAGGAGCUGCGAGAGAGCAGGAGAUAUAAAGACAAAAAAGAAGCGGCAGAGCCUGAAGCUGAUCCAGAAAGAGAUCAGAGAACAGUAUUUGCUUACCAGAUGCCUCUCAAGGCGACUGAGAGGGAUGUUUAUGAGUUCUUUUCAAAGGCAGGAAAGGUCCGGGAUGUUCGGCUGAUUAUGGACCGGAACUCCAGACGUUCAAAAGGAGUUGGGUAUAUUGAGUUUUAUGAUGCGAUGUCUGUGCCAAUGGCUAUAGCGCUCUCUGGUCACCUACUUCUUGGACAGCCAGUAAUGAUUAAACCCUCAGAGGCAGAAAAGAACCUUGUUCAGUCAAACGCUUCUGCCGGUGGUACUGGUGGUCUUUCAGGGCCUUAUGGGGCUGUUGAAAGAAAAUUAUAUGUGGGCAAUUUACAUUUCAAUAUGAAAGAAUUGCAGCUUAAGCAGAUUUUUGAAGCUUUUGGUCCAGUCGAGCUUGUUCAAUUACCUACAGAACCUGAGACGGGACACUGCAAAGGUUUCGGCUUUAUUCAAUUUCAACAACUUGAACAUGCAAAAGCAGCUCAAAGUUUGAAUGGAAAAUUAGAGAUUGCUGGUCGGACAAUCAAGGUUUCAUCUGUUACAGAUCAUGUUGGUGCACAAGAUACAGGAGCUAAAGCUGCGGACUUUGAUGAUGAUGAAGGUGGUGGUUUGGCUUUAAAUGCUCAGUCCAGAGCGUUGCUCAUGCAGAAGUUGGACCGCAGUGGUACUGCCACCAGUUUUGCUCCUGCGGUUAAUGGUGCUGCUCCAGUUCAGCAAUCCAUCAGCAUGCCCAUCAAUGGGGCUCCUCUUGCAACUCUUCCAACACAAAUGUUCGCUCCUUUGGUAGCAGAACCUAUUGGAGUUCCUAGUGAGUGUUUACUCUUGAAGAAUAUGUUUGAUCCCGCAACUGAGGAGGAUCCAGAGUUUGAUUUGGACAUAAAAGAGGAUGUGCAUGAAGAAUGUUCCAAUUAUGGUCGUGUAAAACAUAUUCACGUGGACAAGAACAGUGCUGGUUAUGUUUAUUUGAGAUUUGACUCUGUCGAAGGAGCAGCACGCGCCCAACAGGCGAUGCACAAGAGAUGGUUUGCUCGAAGAUCAAUUUCUGCCAUCUUUCUGCAACCUUACGAGUAUGAUGCCAAAUUUAAAGGCGCGGUUUGAAGCAAUUGCAUUAAAUUGGCCACAGGGGUCAGAAUAGGGCGUUCCUGUAAUGUUAUAUUUCUUUUAAAUCAUACCAGUUUAGAUUACUUGAAAGUGUUUACCUAGGCAGAUCUUCUGCUGCUAUGGAUAUUUUAAGAUGUUGAAUGUAAUUUAAAUCGGAUAUUAUAUGCUGUUAUCCAGAUGUGUGAAUGUUGAAUUCGUAUUAGUCUUUUGUGACUGUUGAAAUUGUUAACAUUUUUGUUUAGGAAAGUGAAUUAAAUGUCAACAUUCUCUGAA